AUGGCAACAAAUCCUGAUGCCGUUUUUGAAACCCUCAUGAAUGGAGUUACCAGCUGGGAUCUUCCCAAAACUUACAUUCCUUGUGAACUCCUUCUUAUUGGGGAGACUGCCUUCCCAGUGAUGGUGAAUGCCAAGGGCCAGGUGCUCAUUGCUGCCUCUUCCUAUGGCCAAGGCCGCCUCGUUGUCGUAUCCCAUGAGAGUUACCUGCUGCAUGCUGACUUGGCCCCAUUUCUUGCAAACGCAGUGAACUGGCUCUGCCCCUCCCCAGGGGCUCCCAUUACAGUGCAUUCUUCCUUGGCAUCACUGGUAAACAUCCUAGGUUAUUCUGGUCUAGAGGCACUGGUUCAGCCUGAGCCUGGAGAGGCUCUGGGUGUUUACUGCACUGAUGCCUACAAUGACAGUUUGACUGAGAAGCUGGUCCAGUUUGUGAAGCGUGGUGGGGGCUUGCUCAUUGGGGGUCAGGCCUGGUAUUGGGCCAGUGAACAUGGCCAUGACAAAGUGCUGUCCAGUUUCCCUGGGAACCAGGUGACAAGUGUGGCUGGCGUGUACUUCACAGAUGUCUGUGGGAGUAGAGACUGGCUCGAUGUCUCUCAAGAGAUACCCAAUCUCACACUUUAUGUCAAGUGUAAGGAUGAACUCAAGUAUGACCAGCAGCAACUCCUGGAAGGGCUGUCUGAGAUAGACAUCGAGACAGGACCGGUCCCUUCCCAGCUGCUGGUACAUGGGCAGCGGGCCUUUCCCUUGGGAGUGGACAAUUCAUUCAAUUGCUUUCUCGCAGCUGCCCGCUAUGGCCGUGGUCGUGUGGUGUUGGGAGGACAUGAGAGUUUGAUGAUUAAUGAAGCAAUGCUGCCGUUUGUGCUCAACGCUUUGCGCUGGCUGAUGGGACAUCAGACAGGCAAGAUUGGGUUGGCUUCAGAAAUGAAAGCUCUGAAGUCUAUGUUACCAAGCAGCAGCUUCCAGUGGACUGAAACAGAACUUCUGACCAGUGAUUUGAGUGUCUUUUGCUGCUGCUCAUUCACUGGCAUAGAUGCCAAGAAAGUCGAAGAAUUUGUUGCAGAAGGCGGAGGCUUGCUAAUUGGUGCAGAGGCCUGGCUAUGGGGCCGCAAGAACCCAGACUCUGAGUGUAUGACUCAGUGCCCAAAUAACACCAUCCUUAAAUGCUUUGGCCUUGGCAUCUUAAGCCAGGUAGUCAAGCGAGGCUCCUUCCCAGUCCCAAAUCCUCAGGUGAUAAACUAUCAUAUCCGUAGAACCCUGGCCCAAUUUGAGUCCAUGACUGACAGCCAGGAGACCAUAAUUCAAGAGAGAUGGCUGGAGAAGCUCGUGAAAGAUUGUUCCUACAUGUUUCAAAUGACACAUCAGAGGAUUUCUGUCUAUGACUCUGUGAAGAAACAUGCCCUGAAAAUCAUCCAAAACAAGGGCUUCCCAAGUGUGACUGAGGAACACCCAGUCUUAAAUGGCAGCUCUCAGGCCUUUCUGCUUUUCCUGGCUUAUGAAUUAUUCAAAUCCGGAGUUGAUGUAUCUCAGCUACUUCCUCCUCCCUCCUUACUACCACCCACGGAAUCUCCCAUGGUUAUUAAAAUCAGCACAGACAACCGCAAUUCCUGGGUGAGCACUGGACUCUACUUGCCUGAAGGUCAGGUUGCACAAAUAACACUUCCCAGUGAAGUCACCAACGCCAAGCUGAAGGUCCUCAUUGGUUGCCACACGGAUAACAUAAGUGAAGCAAAGGCUUACAACCGUCCUCCUGUGAUGACGUUCACACACCACUUAAAUGAAUCCCCGAAGUCCAUCUCCUGGCUGUAUGGGGGGCUUCUCUACAUCGUUGUUCCCCCCAAGUACAAUCAGGAUAAUGUGUCGAUCACCAUCAGUGGGGCUGUGUCUGCUCCAUACUACAGGAUGGGUGAGACGACACAGGAGGAAUGGAAGAAGCUUAUCAAGCACAGCAAAGCUCCCUGGGGAGAACUAGCCACAGACAAUAUUAUCCUGACAGUCCCAACAGGAAACCUCAAGGUUCUUCAGGACCCAUUUCCACUGCUCCAACUCUGGGAUAAGAUGCUCCAGGCUGUAGCCAGACUGGCAGCCACACACUUCCCUUUCCAAAGACCCGAGAGGGUUGUGCUUGAUAAACAGAUUUCACUUGGUUUUCUGCACUCUGGAUACCCCAUCAUGGGCCACACUAGUAUAGCAGAAGGCAUGGUUGACGAGGUCACCAUAAGGUCACAUGGUAUCUGGGGUGUAAUCCAUGAGCUGGGUCACAACCAACAGAAGGGAAGAUGGAGUUUCCUACCUCACACCACUGAAGCCUUGUGUAAUCUCUGGAGUGUUUAUGUGCAUGAGACUGUUCUGAACAUCCACAGGGAUCAGGCCCACCCUUCUCUAAACCCUGAUCUUCGGAAGCAGAGGAUCAAAAACCACCUGGCCAAGGGAGCACCCCUGAGUAACUGGGUUGUCUGGACAGCUCUAGAGACUUAUCUCCAGCUCCAGGAGGGCUUCGGGUGGGAGGCAUUCAUCAAGAUCUUUGCUGACUACCAAUCCCUCUCUAGCUUUCCUCAAAACAACAAAGACAAGAUGAAUCUAUGGGUGAAGAAGUUCUCCGAGGUUGUGCGGAAGAACCUGGUCCCUUUCUUUGAAGCCUGGGGCUGGCCUGUCCAAAAUGAUGUCGCUGAAAGCCUGGCCUAUUUGCCAGAGUGGCAGGAAAACCCUAUGAAAAUGUAUACAGCUGAGGGUACAGAAUGA
Chionomys nivalis (European snow vole) is the source of this 2736-nucleotide messenger RNA. RefSeq names its product TRPM8 channel-associated factor 3-like. The transcript has 7 exons. Gene Ontology annotation, biological process: negative regulation of anion channel activity. The record is from RefSeq and is a predicted model, not a curated record. NCBI's taxonomy places the organism in Eukaryota, Metazoa, Chordata, Mammalia, Rodentia, Cricetidae. The coding region runs from base 1 to 2736 and encodes 911 amino acids.